GCCUUAUUUGUUUGAAUUCAAAUAAUUUAAAAUGUAAAAAUCUAGAUAAAAAAUAUGGGCCAGUUGCUAGCUAUAUUUUUAUCUAGAUUUUUACAUUUUAAAUUCAAAUAAUUUAAAAUGUAAAAAUUUAGAUAAAAAAUAUAGCUAGCAAAUGGCCCAUUAAUUAGGUAGCAACUGGACCAGGUUCAAAUCUUGUGUAGGUUAUAUUUUUGCCAAAACACAUAUUCGAUACAAAAAUAAUCAAAAUGACCUACCACAGCAGUAUAAAAUUGCCUUUCUCUGCGAUAUACAAAAUUGGCUAAUUGCCUCAUGAUUUGAACUCUAGGCCUAGAUGUGUGAAGAAAACUGACCUACCGCUACAGUACAAAAUUGGAUUUUAAUUUUAAGUGAUCCAAGUCCACAUUGAAAUAGGAAUUCAAACCAACCGAAAUCUUUUGAGAGGAAUGGAAAUAAAUUCGCUCACCCUCUGAAUUCGUUUAUAUAACUCGAUAUUAGAGCAAGCUUAUUGCUGACAUCGGUGGCGUCUUUGUAUACGGUUGUCCCGGCCGAAAUAAGGAAUUUAUUUGUCAGUUGACCAAUAUAAUAGCAUAUGCAUCUCUGUAUUAGACAUCAAAGGACGUUCAUUCUGGUGGUUAGCACGCGCGGCGGGAAUUGAAGAGGACAGAGGCAAUUACAGUAGUACUUAUUACGUGUGAAUCAUUUAUACAGAUGUAAUUGUGUGAAUCAUUUGAACAAGCUGAGGGUGUUUCUGAAAAAAAGAACAUCAUACCUAGCGCCUCCGCCACUAACCGACGCUGACAGUGGGGAGAUGCACACGUGGCACGCCAUGCAAGCAGCGGAUAUGCCGGCGUACAUGCUUUGUGACCGUAUUUGCAUGAGAUUGCAAGUUAGGUGACCAUAAACCCGUAUUUUUAAAGUUUUAGCACCAAACUGAACGUCCAGAGCAAGUUCUAUGACUCCCGUUGAUAUUACCUCGAUAGAAAUCUCCCUUCUUUGGUGCCUCUCUUUAGUAGCUCAGCUGUCUUCACCUAGCAUUUCCAUUGCCCCUUAAGAAGAAAUCGGUAGCCAAUCGUACCCACGGGUUUUCAAGGCAAGGACCAUGCACCGACAUCGAUAUGUGCAAUAGUGCGGGUAGGAUGGCCGUGAGCUUCCGAUACCUCAAAGCAACAGCCCGCCAAUCAAUGCGCAAUCCUCUACUACUACAAGCCCAUGUUAAACACUAAAUGCACUUCCACUGGCUGUUGAUAUCCACGGGUGCAUGUUGCGACCUGCUACCUGUGAUCGGAUCUAUUUAUUGUUUCCGUGCAUCCUUGUACUUGAAUUCAAAUUGCCCAUAAUUUAGCCUAAAAAAUGUCUUCCCAUAGGAAGGAGUUUGUGAAAUUUUUACAGGGGAAGUUUUUUUUAAAAUUUUGUAACAUGCACCGCCAGUCGUCACCACCUACCAUUCUUAUUGGGUGUCGUUGGACAUGCAUGGCAGUUUUUGCCUUGCCCGUUUAUAGCUCUUGCCCGCCCCUCGCAAGUCCCAACUUGGAGAGAGGCGGAGAGGCCGACCGGCUUCGCCGCCCAGCCUCAAACCCACGGCAACUCUUGGUCUCUCGCCCUUCACCGACGUCUAAUUGUUGUUCUCAGGAGUCAGGACAUUCCGGUGGCCGGUUCAAUGGCGGGCGACCUCGGCAGCUCGGCUGCAACAGCCACGGCGCGCCCCACGCGACCGGCCAUGGCCGGUCGCUCCAGCAGCAUGGCCCACGUUCACCACCACGCCAACGGAGUACCCGGAGCCAAGUCCAAAGACGGCAGUGGAGCGCUCGGUCGCCCUCCCACUCGCAGCUACAGCCACAGUCAGCGGCACAACCAGCAGCCUUCCCGCCGCUCGCAUCAUCGGCGCAGCCACAGCCACAGCGAAGGCGAGCCGACCAAGCACAGGCAGCCCGGGUGCAAGCAGCUGACCGGUGAAACGAUGGGUGGAUUAGCCACCGCAAGCUGCCUCCUCCCGUGCGCGGUGGUGGACUUCGCCUUCCUCGCCACGGUACGCGCGCCGGUGGCGCUGUGCCGCCGCGCUGUACGAGGGAGCCGGCUCAGACGCUCGGCCUCGGUGGGAGAGGCGGAGAUGGCGAAGCUCCGCGAGGAGGCGGACAGCAUACUCAAGUUCGGCAGGACGGCGUCGGCGUGGCCGGCAACGGCCCCAGCGGAUGAGGAAAAGGAGCUGGAGAAACAGGUGUGGGCAAGUUUCCGUGACGCCGGCUUCGGGAGGACCUCGCCGCAUCUCGACAACGAUAUCAGUUGAUCGGAAGAGACGCGGCGGCCCAGGUCGUGCGUCUAAUGAAAGUUGUUUUUCUAACGUUACUCAGUAUGUACCGAUAAUGGAUCCACCACUCAUUGUAACGUCAAGAUUCAUUU
Messenger RNA from Triticum urartu, 2397 nucleotides. RefSeq lists its product as uncharacterized. The record is from RefSeq and is a predicted model, not a curated record. Lineage: Eukaryota; Viridiplantae; Streptophyta; Magnoliopsida; Poales; Poaceae.